AAUCACCCCAGCGCCUGCGUGCGCAGUUCCUCGCAUCUACGACACUCUUGACGCAUCCGUGUUGAGCUGCGCCGGAAGUGACCGGCGGCGUUGCACUAGCAGUUCGCGCUAACCGGACCGGGACCGGCGGAGCCGACACCAGACUCGAAACAUCAGGAUCCCACCGGGCCGAACGGAUAGAUCGUGCAUUUCUCCGAAUCUGGAGUUUAUCUGCAGUUAGUGGCGGUGAGAAUCCAGGAAGUGCAUCGUGACGUGCGCUCAAGAAGCUUUUGUUUGGGGGCGUGGCCUGUUGGCGUCUUCUAACUCACGAUUGGUGAACAGGUGUCUAGCCAUCCUGCUGUGGCUCUGUGGGCACGCAGUGGGUGGAGUCAGGCUCAGACUCAAGCUGUGAUUGGCUGAGAGUGAUGAGUGGGCUGACGGGGGCUCAUGGGCGGCGGGGCGGGGCCGGGGGCUGCGAGCGGGGGCGGGGCAUGGAUUCGUCGUGCUGGUUCGCCCCCGGCGCCCUGCGGCGACUGUUCGAGCUGCCGGCGCCGGUUCUGUCACGCCACCAGCUGAAGCGUUUGGAGGAGCAUCGCUACAGCAGCUCAGGACGCUCGCUGCUCGAACCCGUCAUGCAGCGCUACUGGGAGUGGCUUGUCGGGAGAAUGCCACCCUGGAUCGCGCCCAACCUCAUCACCAUCGUCGGCCUGGCGACCAACAUCUUCACAACACUGGUGCUGGUGUAUUACUGCCCGACUGCAACCGAACAGGCUCCUCUCUGGGCGUAUCUCCUGUGUGCGGUGGGCCUGUUUGUCUAUCAGUCAUUGGAUGCCAUCGAUGGAAAACAGGCCAGACGCACUAACAGCAGUUCACCACUGGGGGAGCUGUUUGACCACGGCUGCGAUUCGCUCUCCACAGUGUUUGUGGUGUUGGGCACCAGUAUAGCGGUUCAGUUGGGCUCUCACCCCGACUGGAUGUUCUUCUGCUGUUUCGCCGGCAUGUUCAUGUUUUAUUGUGCCCACUGGCAGACGUACGUCUCCGGUACGCUGCGCUUCGGCAUCAUUGAUGUUACAGAAGUGCAGAUCUUCAUUAUUCUCAUGUAUUUACUGGCUGCUGUGGGCGGAUCGGCUUUCUGGCAGUCUCGGAUUCCUGUCAUAAAUAUCCAGAUGAAAAUAAUUCCUGCACUUUGCACGUUUAUUGGGGUGGUUUUCUCGUGUACCAAUUACUUCCGAGUCAUAUUUACAGGCGGCGUGGGGAAAAACGGAUCCACGAUAGCGGGUACGAGUGUUUUGUCUCCCGUCCUGCACAUCGGCUCAGUUAUCAUCCUCGCUAUGAUGAUUUAUAAAAAAUCCGCUGUCCGGCUCUUCGAAAAACAUCCGUGUUUGUAUAUUCUGGCCUUCGGCUUCGUAUCGGCCAAAAUCACCAAUAAAUUAGUGGUGGCUCACAUGACCAAGAGCGAGAUGCAUCUUCACGACGUGGCGUUUCUAGGUCCCGGCCUGCUGUUCCUCGAUCAGUACUUCAACAGCUUCAUCGAUGAAUAUCUGGUGCUGUGGAUCUCUCUGAUUCUGUCCCUCUUCGAUCUGGUGCGCUACUGCGUGAGCGUCUGCAACGAGAUCGCGUCUCACCUGCGCAUCUGUGUCUUCAAAAUCAAGCCGCAGCCGCCCCUCGAGUGACCUCUGACCCCGAAUUCAUCCUCUUCCUGCACUUUCAUCCUGCUACUGUUACUCGUCUGAGACGUAUUUAAACCAUUCUGCACUUAGACUAAUGCAGUUCUUCAUCCCCAGUGAAUGAACGAACAAAUAAAUGAAUGAACGAACUUCACCAAGUCACUUUUCUUUAGACGAUUAUUUUAAGAACGUUUGGAUUACCCAUGAUGCAUCGGUGUUAUCAUUUUAACGCUGCGUUUGACUAGUUCUCACAUGUUUAAAUCGGAUUAAAGUCACAUCAAUAAUGAUUUUGUCGCUGCUAAUAAUAAUGAUUUGCCCUCGUUCUCGUCCUUCUUGUUGACGUACGACUGUGUUUUCUGUUUUUGUUCCAUCUAAAGCUCGUUUGUGUUUCGUUGACCGUAUUCACUCCGUUUAAGUGUUUCUCUGAAGGAUGUUUCUGUCGUUUUCUUCAGUAAUGGUAGCGGUUUUAGAUUGAAAGCACUUAAUUUAUUGGUUCGUCCCUGAAUGAGAGAUUUCACAAACUUGUGCCUGCUGGGUGAAUCAUUCAAUGAACAUUUUCCAUGUUUCAACCUAAAAUUAAAAGAAAAACUUAAGAAAUUAUAUCAUGUUCAAGAGCGUUGGAAAAAUUUUAGCAUUUUGAUUUUUAAUGACAAUUUCUUUAUAAAUUCCCGUUACUGUAAUACAGUAAUACAAGCAUCCUGUAUGGAAAAAACACUUAUUUAGUACAAUAAAUACUGCCAUUGUGUACUUUAAAAAUGUACAAUUUAAAUAAAAUGUACUAUUUUUUUGCAAUGGAAUUGGGCUUAAAUGUAAGUAAUGUCAGAAUGUAAAAAAAUUGUAAUAGUUCAAAAUACGCUAGAUCUAAUUUCUAACUUAUUUCUUUUGAUUUUGGGCUAAAAUAUGACUUGGACAUGUUCUUGACAGAUAUGGUGAGAUUCACCCUGUUUUACUUUGCUUCAUUCUGUGUUAAAAAUCAUGAAUGCCAAGAAUGGGUUUGUGGUCUCAGUUAUUUUAAUGCAUUUAAAGCGGUCAUACGUGUCUUUGCUGUGCCGUCGACAACUUCCUGAAUAAUGAGCUUCACUUUGACCCUUGGCGUUAGAUGAUUUUCUGAGCUGAAGUUGUACGUUGAAUUUCUCGAAUCAGAUGUUAAUAUUCAUGUUCUUUUGUAUGAUAAUUCAUCAUUAAAGUUCAUUACUGAUGAUGUUUAAACCCAAAGUAUGUGUGUGGAGUAACAGUCACGUGAGAUUAUGAAUCCAUCUGCUGAUUAGUGUUGAUUUUUAGUUUUGAAUAUUUCACAUACAUGAACAAUUGCCUUAAAUAUUAAGAAUUGGAAAAGUUUUGAACUUUGCAUGUUGGAAUCUUUAUUUCUCAGGCGAAUAAUAUUAAUAAACGUAAAUAAAUGAUAAAUCGUAGUUUGUAGAAACAGCUCGACGCUGCCACCCAGAAAACAAAAGUUUAAAUGACUUUUGCUAAAUGUCCUGAGUUUGUGCAAUCGAUGUAAUUAAUGAUCAAAUGAAUGAUCUUUAUCUGCAGAUAAUUAAACUCCAGCGAGGAGCUCUAAUAGUUGAGGAAUUGAUUUAGUUUUACUACUUUCGCUUCAUGUAAUUCAAACGCCUGCUGUUAUUCCUUAUGGUUAAAGUUUCUCAAUCUUCACAUCCAGUAUAAGAGAGGAAAUACGUUUGCGUUUCUGUGUUCAUCUCUUGCAGAAUGAAACUGUCUGUUCACACUUAAUCAUUAGCUUUGAUUCUUUUAGUUCUUGUUGCCAAAUCCUUUCUGGGAGUUGUUCUUUUCACUUUAAAAUGGGACAACAGAUUUAAGCUCUCUUUAAAUCUUGCAGAUGGAAACGUCCAAUGUUAUUUUAGUUUGUUUCUCUGAUGACAUACUCAUUCAUUCAGUAUUUUCAGUGAUGUAAACCGCCUGUCUCUGACUCAUAACAAACUGUUGAUUUGAUUGUAACAUUGCUCUGAUUUUUGAAUAAAAGCUCCUGUAAAAUAAAGAUUGCUAUAUUUAUGAUAA
Messenger RNA from Megalobrama amblycephala (Wuchang bream), 3662 nucleotides. It is a transcript of the gene cept1b, whose product is annotated as choline/ethanolamine phosphotransferase 1b. Gene Ontology annotation, biological process: phosphatidylethanolamine biosynthetic process. Bases 405 to 1652 code for a protein of 415 amino acids. The transcript has 10 exons. The record is from RefSeq and is a predicted model, not a curated record. Gene Ontology annotation, cellular component: Golgi apparatus; endoplasmic reticulum membrane. NCBI's taxonomy places the organism in Eukaryota, Metazoa, Chordata, Actinopteri, Cypriniformes, Xenocyprididae. Gene Ontology annotation, molecular function: diacylglycerol cholinephosphotransferase activity; ethanolaminephosphotransferase activity.